AUGAAAUUAGACACCGACAACUCUGGGGCCAUCGACAAGGAGGAAUUUCUGUCGAUUCCGGGAAUUGGACAGAAUCCGUUGGCCAAACGCGUGAUAGACAUCUUUGACACCAACAGAGGAGGCGACAUCGACUUCAAGGAGUUUGUGGCCGGGCUGUCGAUCUUUUCUAGCGGGUCCGUCGACGAUAAGCUCAGGUUCCUGUUUCGGGUGUACGACAUGGACAACGAUGGGUACAUUUCGAACGGCGAGCUAUUCCUGGUGCUGCGCAUGAUGGUGGCGAACUCGCUGAGCGACGUGCAGUUGCAACAGCUUGUCGACCGCACCAUUAUGGAAAACGACGAGGACGGAGACGACAGACUCAAUUUCGAAGAGUUCAAGAGAACCAUCGCACACACCGACGUGGCCAGCAAGCUCUCGCUCGAGGACAAGAUUUGA
Ogataea philodendri is the source of this 435-nucleotide messenger RNA. RefSeq lists its product as uncharacterized. The record is from RefSeq and is a predicted model, not a curated record. Lineage: Eukaryota; Fungi; Ascomycota; Pichiomycetes; Pichiales; Pichiaceae. The transcript has a single exon. Gene Ontology annotation, molecular function: calcium-dependent protein serine/threonine phosphatase regulator activity; calcium ion binding. Bases 1 to 435 code for a protein of 144 amino acids.